Micromonas commoda is the source of this 531-nucleotide messenger RNA. It is a transcript of the gene MINE1, whose product is annotated as plastid division regulator. Lineage: Eukaryota; Viridiplantae; Chlorophyta; Mamiellophyceae; Mamiellales; Mamiellaceae. The transcript has a single exon. Gene Ontology annotation, biological process: cell division; regulation of division septum assembly. Bases 1 to 531 code for a protein of 176 amino acids. The record is from RefSeq and is a predicted model, not a curated record.
AUGCAGGCCAACACGCGCGCCAGGGUUGGCGCGUCUAGGCGCGCUAGCGUCGCCGUCAGGGCCGAUUACGACGCCGGCGAGCGCCGUGGCCGCGACACCACCUUCGGCAUGCGCCAGCAGAUGCUCGAGAAGAAGGACAAGGGCGCGGACACCUCGUCGUUCUGGGGCAAGGUAAAGGCUGCGUUCGCGAUCUUCUUCCCUCCGAGCGAGGAGGAGACCGCGCGCCUCGAGGCGAAGAAGCGUCUGAGGAUGAUCCUGGUGGCGGACAGGUGCGCGAUGAGCGGUGCCGCGAUGUCGUUGAUGAAAACGCGGAUCGUCGAGGUGGUGUCGGACUUCGUGGACGUCGACGAGGAGCUCGGCGUGGAGGUGAGCAUGAGCCAGGACCCCGAAGUCACCGGCACCAUGUACGCGGUUUCCAUCCCGGUGCGAGGGGUGAAGCCUCAGUUCGACGUGGAAAACGAGACCUACGGAUGGGACGAGGAGCCCAUGUACGACGACGACGUGUGGGAGAAGUCGGAAUCGGACAAGUGA